Molecule: messenger RNA, 2657 nt
Organism: Elephantulus edwardii (Cape elephant shrew)
Lineage: Eukaryota; Metazoa; Chordata; Mammalia; Macroscelidea; Macroscelididae
Gene: CUL3
Product: cullin 3
Exons: 16
Coding region: 15-2321 (768 amino acids)
Biological process (GO): protein ubiquitination; ubiquitin-dependent protein catabolic process
Cellular component (GO): Cul3-RING ubiquitin ligase complex
Molecular function (GO): ubiquitin protein ligase binding
Source: RefSeq, a predicted model, not a curated record
AGGGGACGAGCACCAUGUCGAAUCUGACCAAAGGCACGAGCAGCCGGAAGGACACCAAGAUGCGGAUCCGGGCCUUUCCGAUGACCAUGGAUGAAAAAUAUGUAAACAGCAUUUGGGACCUUCUGAAAAAUGCAAUUCAAGAAAUUCAGCGUAAAAAUAACAGUGGUCUAAGUUUUGAGGAGCUCUACAGAAAUGCAUAUACUAUGGUUUUGCAUAAACAUGGAGAAAAGCUCUACACUGGACUAAGAGAAGUUGUUACGGAGCACCUCAUAAAUAAGGUGCGAGAAGAUGUACUAAAUUCAUUGAAUAACAACUUUCUUCAAACGCUAAAUCAAGCUUGGAAUGAUCAUCAAACAGCUAUGGUGAUGAUUAGAGACAUACUAAUGUAUAUGGACCGUGUAUAUGUGCAACAGAAUAACGUAGAGAAUGUCUACAAUUUGGGGUUAAUUAUUUUCCGAGAUCAAGUUGUUCGUUACGGCUGUAUUAGAGAUCAUCUGCGGCAGACUCUGCUGGAUAUGAUUGCAAGAGAGCGGAAAGGAGAAGUUGUAGACAGAGGCGCAAUAAGAAAUGCUUGCCAGAUGUUAAUGAUACUAGGUCUUGAAGGAAGAUCGGUCUAUGAAGAAGAUUUUGAGGCUCCCUUUUUGGAAAUGUCUGCAGAAUUUUUUCAGAUGGAAAGCCAGAAAUUCUUAGCAGAAAACAGUGCUUCAGUAUAUAUAAAGAAAGUAGAAGCUAGAAUUAAUGAAGAAAUAGAACGGGUGAUGCACUGCCUUGACAAAUCAACUGAAGAGCCAAUUGUAAAAGUAGUUGAAAGGGAACUAAUUUCCAAGCACAUGAAGACUAUAGUAGAAAUGGAGAAUUCUGGACUAGUACAUAUGUUGAAGAAUGGAAAGACAGAAGACCUUGCUUGCAUGUACAAGUUAUUUAGUCGUGUGCCAAAUGGUUUGAAAACAAUGUGUGAGUGUAUGAGUUCCUAUUUGAGGGAGCAAGGUAAAGCCCUCGUUUCUGAGGAAGGAGAAGGAAAGAAUCCUGUUGAUUAUAUCCAGGGCUUAUUGGAUCUGAAGAGUAGAUUUGAUCGCUUUCUCCAGGAAUCGUUCAAUAAUGACCGGCUCUUUAAACAAACUAUUGCGGGUGACUUUGAGUAUUUUCUCAACCUCAACUCCAGGUCCCCAGAAUACCUCUCAUUAUUUAUUGAUGAUAAGCUGAAAAAAGGAGUCAAAGGGCUAACAGAACAAGAAGUAGAAACAAUACUGGAUAAGGCAAUGGUCCUUUUUAGGUUUAUGCAAGAAAAAGAUGUAUUUGAACGUUACUAUAAACAACACUUGGCAAGGAGACUUCUCACGAAUAAAAGUGUUUCUGAUGACUCUGAAAAAAAUAUGAUAUCUAAGUUAAAGACUGAAUGUGGGUGUCAGUUCACAUCAAAACUGGAAGGAAUGUUUAGGGAUAUGAGCAUCUCAAACACAACUAUGGAUGAAUUCAGGCAACACUUACAGGCAACUGGGGUAUCUUUAGGUGGUGUUGAUCUUACGGUCAGGGUGCUCACGACAGGAUAUUGGCCCACCCAGUCGGCCACACCAAAGUGCAACAUCCCACCAGCACCAAGACAUGCAUUUGAAAUAUUUAGAAGGUUUUAUUUAGCCAAACACAGUGGCCGACAGCUUACACUCCAACAUCAUAUGGGUUCUGCAGAUCUCAAUGCUACCUUUUAUGGGCCAGUAAAAAAGGAAGAUGGAUCUGAAGUUGGUGUUGGAGGCGCUCAAGUCACUGGCUCUAAUACACGGAAGCAUAUAUUGCAAGUCUCCACUUUCCAGAUGACUAUAUUAAUGCUCUUUAAUAAUAGAGAAAAAUACACGUUUGAGGAAAUUCAACAAGAGACUGAUAUUCCUGAAAGAGAGCUUGUUAGAGCCCUGCAGUCCCUGGCCUGUGGCAAACCAACACAGCGGGUUCUCACAAAAGAACCCAAGUCAAAGGAGAUAGAAAAUGGUCACAUAUUUACAGUUAAUGAUCAGUUCACAUCCAAACUACACAGAGUCAAGAUUCAAACAGUUGCUGCCAAACAAGGUGAAUCUGACCCAGAAAGAAAAGAAACGAGGCAAAAAGUAGACGAUGACAGAAAGCAUGAGAUAGAAGCUGCUAUAGUUCGGAUAAUGAAAUCUAGAAAGAAGAUGCAGCACAAUGUGUUAGUAGCAGAGGUAACUCAGCAGUUGAAGGCUCGAUUCUUACCAAGUCCAGUUGUUAUUAAGAAACGUAUUGAAGGACUUAUUGAGAGAGAAUAUUUGGCACGAACACCUGAGGAUCGCAAAGUAUACACAUACGUAGCAUAAAAUGCGUUCAGAAAUUUGAUUUAUUCUUGGACUGUACUCUUCGCAUGGACUGGGAAGUUCUUUUAAAUCAUUAAAUAUUAAGACGACCAUCUCUUCUAUUAAAUUGCAGUACAUGUUCUAAACCAUUCAGAUCGAGCCUUUACUCCCUUUGAGAGUUCUCAACAUCAUUUGAUGGAGCCUUCAGGCUUUUCAACGUUUAUCUCUGUAGAGGUCAUCUUUACAGUUCCUCGGGAAAAUGUGAAUGUGCCGCGUUUUGUUUUCAAUACUGUAUGAAAACAGGAAAAAUAAAAAUUUAGAAAAUACAGCUCAUUAAAAUAAAAUUGUUGAAUUUCAUUU